This is a messenger RNA of Daldinia vernicosa, 2602 nucleotides long. RefSeq names its product sodium/hydrogen exchanger. The record is from RefSeq and is a predicted model, not a curated record. Gene Ontology annotation, cellular component: fungal-type vacuole membrane; early endosome; late endosome. Gene Ontology annotation, molecular function: sodium:proton antiporter activity. Gene Ontology annotation, biological process: vacuolar acidification; sodium ion transport; proton transmembrane transport. NCBI's taxonomy places the organism in Eukaryota, Fungi, Ascomycota, Sordariomycetes, Xylariales, Hypoxylaceae. The transcript has 5 exons. Bases 301 to 2304 code for a protein of 667 amino acids.
CCCUGCAGGCGUAUACCUACGUACGCAUUUUGCGGCAGUGCGGCGCAAUCAGCAAUCAGUAGCAGAAGGUGCAAGCUGUCGAUUUCAACUUGCAUUGAUCAAGCGCAGUAAAUUGAAUUUUGACUUCAAUUAGUCCUCACUUCUCAUCGCACCGAAUCACAUCGAAUCACAUCGCGCCGAGCAAACAAGUCCCUCGACGUUUCAUGCGUUCUCACGCCCGAUUCUUAGUGCUCGGUUUGGAGCAAGAAAUCUAUAUUCUACUCAAGCAUCAACACCCGACUUGACGUCCUUGUCGCAACCAUGUUGACAGAAAUUGCCGGCUCCAUUAUGGAGCUUGUUCGACGACAGGACGAAGAGACAGAUCCCGAUGAGGCCGACUCGGGGCAGAAGGAAAUAUUCGCAUCAUGGGCGCUAUUCAUAUCAAUUGUCCUCCUCAUAAUUGCCUUCUUCACCAGCUAUAUGCUACAGCAGAAGAAGGUCCAAGCUGUCCACGAAACAGUAAUCUCUAUCUUUGCUGGAAUGACCGUAGGAUUAAUUCUUAGAGUGAGCACUGGCCAUUCUAUUCGACAGCUCGUCAGCUUCGACUACCAGAUCUUCUUCAACUUACUACUGCCGCCCAUCAUCCUAAACUCCGGGUACGAACUACACCAAGCCAAUUUCUUUCGGAACAUCGGUACCAUCCUGACCUUUGCCUUCGCUGGCACUUUCUUAUCUGCCGUAGUAAUUGGCUUGCUCUUAUGGCUGUAUACCCGAAUACCACUUGAAGGACUCGAGAUGACAUUUGUUGAUGCCAUCUCUGUUGGUGCAACUUUAUCUGCCACAGACCCAGUCACUAUCUUGGCCAUCUUCAAUACCUACAAAGUGGACCCAAAACUAUAUACCGUUAUCUUUGGCGAGUCUAUCUUGAACGAUGCUAUUGCGAUUGUCAUUUUCGAGACUGCGCAGAAGUACAAGAGCGAUUCCGCAGGUGCAUAUGGGUUUUUGAGCUUCCUCGAAGGUGUGGGCAUUUUCUUGCUCAUCUUCUUUGGUAGCUUGCUUAUCGGGGUUCUGGUUGGCGUUGGUACUGCGCUGGCUCUGAAAUUUACCUAUAUCAGGAGGUAUCCUCAAAUUGAAACUUGUUUGAUCGUGCUGAUCGCGUAUGCAAGCUACUUUUUUUCUCAAGGAGUAAAGAUGUCAGGUAUCGUAUCUUUGCUGUUCUGUGGUAUUACUCUCAAGCACUACGCAUAUUUCAACAUGUCACGACGAACACAGCUCAGUACCAAGUACUUCUUCCAAAUAUUAGCCCAGCUUUCCGAAAAUUUCAUCUUCAUCUAUUUAGGAUUAUCAUUAUUCACGGACAAUGAUCUCCAGUUCCAACCGCCCCUGAUAAUCGUUACUAUCGUCGCCGUUUGUGCCGCACGAUGGGUAGCCGUUUUCCCGUUGUCUAGGGCUAUCAAUUGGUUCCACCAUUAUCGGGCGCGUCGUCAGGGUAAGGAGAUCAGCGACGAACUUCCCUAUAGUUACCAAGCUAUGCUAUUCUGGGCCGGCCUACGGGGGGCUGUCGGUGUGGCUCUGGCCGCUUUAUUAACCGGGAAAAACUCAUACGCGCUGAAGGCUACUGUGCUCGUUGUGGUGGUGCUCACUGUGAUCAUCUUUGGUGGCACUACGGCACGAAUGUUGGAGAUAUUGGGUAUCAGGACGGGCGUUGUCGAAGAGGUCGAUAGUGACGACGAAUUCGAUAUCGAAGCUGCGCCAUCAGGCUCUUAUUAUAAACGGUCUGGAACCGGAAUCGGGUACAAUCCCCGACAGAGAAAUGGGUCUGUGCGCCUUAAUCGGGUGGAUUCUGGGAGACUCCAGCAACCCGCUGGACCAGAACGAGGAAGUUAUGUAUCAGGGCAUCGUUCACCGUCUUUCCCAACAUCACGUGCUACUAGUUCGAGCCGUAAGGGGUCUCGCCAAGUUGGUGAGGAUGUCGAACGAGCGGAUCUCCUGGGCCGUGGCGGUAAUGUGACCGACUCGGAUCUCGGGAGCGAUAUUGAUACAUCAGAUCUCCCGCCUCCAGCACGCAAAGCACCGCGAAGCCCUAUUCUUACGCCUAGCGGGACGUCAGAAGAGGAAGGUGUAUUCUCAUACCCGACCUCAGGUCACCGAGAGGCAGCACCCAUUUCUACCAGGGCGGCUAUUAAACAACUACUUACCGCCCAAGACCCCCAGGCCUUAUUUAGACAACUUGAUGAGGAUUACAUCAAGCCUAAACUUCUCCUUGAUGGCGGUAACGGAGGCCCAAGCGGUGGGAGAGGAAAUGGUAGCGAUGAUUCUGAAUGAGCCGAGUGAUAGGCGAAUAUUUAAAGGAGGCAUACCGAUCUCCCCGCAUGAAUGAAUUCUGUAAUAUCUAUGUAGACCAGAGUUUCAUGGGUAUUUCAAGGUCAUGGACAUGGUGUUUAAGCGUCGCAAACUAUUACUGUAUAAUAAUAGGGUGGUUUGUUAGUAGCUUAUGCCUGGCGUCGUAUCAUGGCGUAGCAUUGAAAUAUGUCCCCAUCGUCAUUAUCGAUACCUACCUCCUAGGUAUUCCGUACCUAAGGUAUGCAUUUAAGAUGAUUGAUCAUGAGGCUGUGAGGUAACA